Molecule: messenger RNA, 423 nt
Organism: Echinococcus granulosus
Lineage: Eukaryota; Metazoa; Platyhelminthes; Cestoda; Cyclophyllidea; Taeniidae
Product: Methionine-R-sulfoxide reductase B2
Exons: 4
Coding region: 1-423 (140 amino acids)
Biological process (GO): protein repair; response to oxidative stress
Cellular component (GO): cytoplasm
Molecular function (GO): peptide-methionine (R)-S-oxide reductase activity
Source: RefSeq, a predicted model, not a curated record
AUGGCGAAAAAAUUAACGGAUGACGAGUUGAAAAGAAGGUUACCUCCAGACGUGUACCGCGUUACCCGUGAGAAAGGUACAGAAGAACCUUUUACAGGAAAAUACAAUAACCACUUUGAAAAUGGACACUACAAAUGCGUUUGCUGUGGAGCCCUGCUUUUUAAGUCGAAGGACAAAUUUGCCAGCGCCUGCGGGUGGCCAGCCUUCUCUCUUGCUGCAGGCGCCUUGGCCUCCGGCGACGAUGCAGACACGAAUGUCAAGCGGCGUUUAGACUCUUCACUGGGUAUGCGGCGUGUCGAGGUCGUCUGUAAAGUGUGCGACGCGCAUUUGGGGCAUGUAUUUGAAGACGGACCUGCGCCUACAAAUUUGAGGUAUUGCAUAAACAGCGCAUCUCUAUCCUUUGAACCGGAGGGCUCAUCAUAA